AUGUGUGCUAGAAAGCAGGGAAACGAAAAAUGUCAGUGCCACGUGUCACGUCGAUUUUUUAGCCCGCCGCAUCGCGAUGCUAGCAUCGCGAUGAUUUUUUUGUCUCUCUACCGUACGAAACAGCUGACGAGGUUUGUGUACCCGCCCCUCCCCCACUCCUCGGUCACACCGCCCUGGAAGCCGAAUUCAGAGUUGACCAGGGGCUACGAAACGCGAUUGGCCCGGCCCCUCUCUCGGCUAACUAUCGACGAUGACGACGAUGACGACAGGAAAACGAACUCUGACGGCCACAGCUUUUCCGCCGGUUUCGAAAGGUGGCUGGGUAAAUGA
This is a messenger RNA of Soboliphyme baturini, 330 nucleotides long. The record is from the annotation of a GenBank genome assembly. Lineage: Eukaryota; Metazoa; Nematoda; Enoplea; Dioctophymatida; Soboliphymatidae.